UAUUCAUUCUUUUAACAUUUUUAACAAUGGGUUGGGUUAAAUUGGAUUGGGUUGAACUUCAUAUUGGGUUGAAUUGGGUUGGGUUAGGCCGUCCCUAUAUUGUGGUUUUAUUCGAGUGAAAUUGGGUUUUAGAUUCUGAUGCGAGUAGAAACCAGAUAAUUUUUGUUUGAUUGUUGUGUGCGUUUAGAAGUAGCAGGGUAUUGUGUCUAAUUUCUGGAAUUCGCCAUGAUUAAUGUAUUCAUGUACCAGUUUCCGAUUCUGACAUUCUUUCUUGCUGUAUUUACCGUCCCCACUUCGAGCCAUGUGGGCAUGGUUGAUGGUGGAGCCAAAGUUUUGAAAGUCGGGGAAGAGUUGUGGAAGGAAAGUAUGAAAUUACAAAUGGGAACGCGAUUGUAUCAUCUUCAAGGCCUCAAAUCUUUUACUUGGUACGAAGUGAAGAUAUCACAUCCAGCUUCUAUACCUGCUAGUUUUUCAUUGCAACUGAAGGAGGGUAAUUUGGAUUUGGUGCUGAACCAGAACAGGAGGUUACUGAAUACAGAGAAAUUGAUUUUCAAGACUGAUAAUCUGGAUGUGAUCAAUGAUCAGGGUGGAAUGUAUGUUUUAGUGACUGUGGAGCCUGAGGGAGUUGUUGCAAUUCCAAAUGUGAAAGAGAGGGAGUCUAUCAUUUUCAAUAUUGUUUGUGAUGAACUACUGUUAGGCAUUCCUCUAGAAGCUUGGUGGGUUGUCAUCUUGGUGACAAUCUGCUUAAUUUUGGCCUUAGUCAUUCCUCACUUUCUUCCAUCCUAUUUGCUGCUGAAGAAUGGAAGUUUGCAGUCCCCUGCAGAAGGGUUUUCCAAGGAAUCUUGAGAUUAAUUUAGAAUUUGUAUAUUAAGAUUAAAAUGUUCUCUGUUACAUUUUGUAGUUGGUACUUUAUUUAUAAGGCUCCACUCAUUUAAUCUCGGACUUUUUCACAAUAAUGCAUAGUUCACUCAGCACAUAUGUUCAUUUUGUGUGCCCAUUGUAAUGAUAUUACUUAUCAACAGUUGAGCUCAAACAGUUUCAUUAGUUAUUAAUGAAACGUGGGGGUGAAUCUGGUUUGAA
Messenger RNA from Mangifera indica (mango), 1080 nucleotides. RefSeq lists its product as uncharacterized. The record is from RefSeq and is a predicted model, not a curated record. The transcript is spliced from 5 exons. Bases 226 to 846 code for a protein of 206 amino acids. Lineage: Eukaryota; Viridiplantae; Streptophyta; Magnoliopsida; Sapindales; Anacardiaceae.